UACUCAUAGUUUAACGAUAUGUUGAAGUUUGUAGUAACACUUUUAAGUUUGGCCCUCCUCUCGGAGGCAGCCAUCGUUGUGCCCUUGCACAAGGUCAAGGAGCCCAAAAGCAAGGCCAAUGAAAUGUACAAAUUGAAGAGCAAAUACAGUAAUUUUGUUCAAAUUCAACCCAGAGAUGGUGUUCAAGAAAGCUUGAUGAACUACGUUGAUGACUCUUACUAUGGCAAAAUCACCAUCGGUACUCCAGCUCAAGAAUUCCAAGUUUUGUUCGAUACUGGUUCCUCCAACUUGUGGGUACCUGUAGCUCCCUGUGCCUCCGGUGAUAGCGCCUGUGAAAACCACAACACCUACGAUCCCAGUGCUUCAUCCACCUAUGUUGAAAAUGGUGAACAAUUCUCUAUUGCCUACGGUACUGGCAGUUUGUCUGGCUAUUUGGUUGAAGAUACCGUUACUGUUGAAGGUUUGGCUGUUCAAAAUCAAGUAUUCGCUGCUGCUACCAAUGAACCCGGUACCACUUUCACCUACUCUCCCUUCGAUGGUAUUUUGGGUAUGGGCUACCAACAAAUUGCUCAAAACAAUGUUGUUCCACCUUUCUACAACAUGUACUCUCAAGGAUUGAUUGACAACAACUUGUUCUCCUUCUAUUUGACUCGUGAUGGUACCUCUAAUGAUGGUGGUGUUCUCGUAUUGGGUGGUGUUGAUCCCUCUCACUAUACUGGUGAAAUCACUUAUGUUCCCGUCUCCUCUGAAGGCUACUGGCAAUUCGAAAUGAACUCUGCUGAAAUUAACGGCGUCAACGUCUGUGACAGCUGCCAAGCUAUUGCUGAUACCGGUACCUCUCUCAUUGCUGUUCCCAGCUCUCAAUACGAAAACAUUCAAGCCGCCAUUGGUGCUACCUUCAACUAUGAUUACUAUACCUACACCGUUGAUUGCUCCACCAUCGAUAGCUUGCCUCCUUUGACUAUGAACAUUGGUGGCACCACUUUCACCAUUGAAGCCAGUGACUACAUUCUCCAAUCCGAGGGAGUUUGCUCUUCUGCUUUCGAAAACAUUGGUCUUGAUUUCUGGAUUUUGGGUGAUAUCUUCAUUGGCAGAUACUACUCCAUCUUCGAUUUGGCCAACAACCGUGUUGGUUUCGCUACUGCUGUUUAAAUUAAACACGCAAUAACUCUGUGUAUUUAGGGUCUAUAUAGAGCUAUAAACAAUUUUUAUGUUUUUGUAUAAAAAUAUGGUUUAAGAAUACAAUAGAUAUAUUAAAU
Molecule: messenger RNA, 1259 nt
Organism: Lucilia cuprina (Australian sheep blowfly)
Lineage: Eukaryota; Metazoa; Arthropoda; Insecta; Diptera; Calliphoridae
Product: lysosomal aspartic protease-like
Exons: 1
Coding region: 19-1152 (377 amino acids)
Biological process (GO): cell death; proteolysis
Cellular component (GO): lysosome
Molecular function (GO): aspartic-type endopeptidase activity
Source: RefSeq, a predicted model, not a curated record